This is a messenger RNA of Cucumis melo (muskmelon), 1419 nucleotides long. Its product is annotated as microtubule-associated protein RP/EB family member 1B. Gene Ontology annotation, molecular function: microtubule plus-end binding. The coding region runs from base 361 to 1179 and encodes 272 amino acids. The transcript is spliced from 8 exons. Gene Ontology annotation, biological process: spindle assembly; regulation of microtubule polymerization or depolymerization; thigmotropism. Gene Ontology annotation, cellular component: spindle midzone; microtubule organizing center; microtubule plus-end. The record is from RefSeq and is a predicted model, not a curated record. NCBI's taxonomy places the organism in Eukaryota, Viridiplantae, Streptophyta, Magnoliopsida, Cucurbitales, Cucurbitaceae.
AAAGAAUGGUUAAUGAAGAUGGUAGUUUUGUUUUGUCCAACGCUAAUUUGUUAUGGGUGAGGAACAGUGAAUUCCCUCCACCGUUCAAUUUCACCUUCCGUUUCGAAACGAUAUGUUAAAAAUCUUUUAAAUGUUCUGUUUUUUGUUUUGUUUUGUUUUUUUUUUUUUAUAAAAAGAUUAAAAUUUUGUUUAAACUAAGCAGCGUUUCCCCCUUAAUAUCCGGCCAUAAGCCGCCUCUUCCUUAAUGCCGUCCUUCGUUUCCAGUUUAUUUUAACAUUUCUUUGUUCUUCCCUCUUUCUCCAUUUUUUGUUUCUUUCCCCCUUCUUAUGAUUUGGGUUUUCUGGGAACUGCUUUUCAACUAUGGCUUCCAAUAUUGGAAUGAUGGACAGUGCUUACUUUGUCGGUAGAAAUGAAAUUUUGACAUGGAUCAACAAUUGCCUUCAACUGAAUCUCUCUCGCAUUGAAGAGGCUGCUUCCGGGGCUGUGCAGUGUCAGAUGAUUGAUAUGACCUACCCAGGAGCUGUCCCAAUGCAUAAGGUCAAUUUUGAUGCAAAAACUGAGUACGAUAUGAUCCAGAAUUACAAGGUUCUUCAGGAUGUAUUCAAUAAGUUGAAAAUUGAAAAGCACAUUGAAGUCAACAGGCUUGUAAAAGGUAGACCUUUGGAUAACUUGGAGUUCUUGCAAUGGCUGAAACGCUACUGUGAUUCAGUUAAUGGUGGCAUAAUGAAUGAGAACUAUAAUCCCGUGGAGCGAAGAUGUAAGGGCGGAAAAGGUGGGGCCACAAUGAAGGGUUGCCAGAAGGCUGCUAAAUCACUGCAAACACAUAAUAUGCAUAGCCACGGCUCUGGUGAUUCAGUUGAACCAAGAUCCAAGCCAGGGAAGAAUGGCAUAACGGGUGGGACAAAUUCUUCGGCAGAAAUCCAAGCUUUGUCCAAGGAGAUUACUGAGCUGAAAAUGUCCGUAGAUCUUUUGGAAAAAGAAAGAGACUUUUACUUUGCAAAAUUGAGGGACAUAGAAAUCUUUUGUCAGAUGCCUGAAUUAGAAGAUCUCCCGAUGGCAGCAGCAAUCAAGAUGAUUUUGUAUGCAGCAGACGCGAAGGAAUCAGCACUAACUGAGGCUCAAGAGUACAUAUACCAGUCACAGAAUAGGACUGACGUUGAAGAUGAAAAUGAAGAGUAAAUUCGAAGUUUCAAACAACUUUGAGCUUGUAGAUUGAACAUGAAAAAGCUGGAGCAUUGCCAAGCAAUUCCACAGCUAUCACUCAUCAUCAUCCAUCACUUAAUGAUCUCUAAUGUAUAGAAUUCUUAGACUUAAAUAAUCCUUGUCUGCGCUGUGUACUAAUGAUCAAGAUUGUUAACUGGAUAUCAACCGUUGGGGUUUUGUAAUAACAACAGAUGCUCAACAUCAGCUUUCCUUAAA